AUGAGCAUCCCAAUCUCAACGAUCCCGCCAGCAUCAAGGACAACAUACAUGUUGGAUCAGCUCGAAGGAGAGCGUCUUACACUUCCAGGAAGCAAAGGUGUAUUCCGUAUCCUUGCGUCAUCUAAGCAGACCAACGGCGGGAUCGCCGUCUUCACUAGCGGUGCAGUGCUGUCAGAUGCACCUGGGUUCCAUUGGCAUCAGGAAGCACACGAUGUUUUUUUAGUAACAAAAGGCUUCCUUAAGCUUUGGAAUGGCGACAAAUGCAGAAUACUUGGCCCAGGCGAUUUUGCUUACGUUCCGCCAAAAGUGAUACACAAUCCUGAGCUACUUGGCCCUCACACAGAAACAUUUGGCCUUGUUGCUCCCGGGGAUUGGGUCGACUUCUUUCGUUACGUUGGGGAGACGUACGGCGGCGUCAUUGUGCCUGAAAACGACAACCGCGACCUCAAAUCCAUGUUGAUCCCGAAACUCAUGGCGUCCAAGGAUCGCUUCGACGUUCAUUUUGAGAGAGACCACAAGGCACCUGAAGUAGGCCCAUGGGAAGACUCUGAGAAUCAACUACCAGCUCCUGGGCAAGCAUAUUUUCUGCGAGCAAACACAGGUCCACGAUGGAUCUUAGGUGGUGUUCUCUCCCGACCUUUUAUUCAUGCUGAACAAACUGGAGGAAAGUUUGCUAUCUCAAGCGUAGAAUCAUCGAAUAUUUACGACGCGUCGCAGCAAGCAUUAGCACGUUGGCUAACAUUUAGUGAGGUUGACCACUGCUUUUGUGUGCAAGAGGGCCUGCUUCGGGUGCGAUUGCAAUCUAGUAAUGGCUGGAGUGAGGUGCGUGAAGGGCAGACCCUUGUCGUGGCUGCUGGUGAAACCUUUUCACUAGAUUUUGGUAGUCGAUACGUUCGCGUGUGGUCGUUUACGAACGGACCUGGAAUCGAGGAGCUGAUCAAGCAAGCCGGUAAGAGCUAUGAUGGUUUAGUCAUACCAGACGUUCCUAUCGCAGCUGAUGGUCAUGUAAUACUUACUAUUUGUGAAAAGCUAAACAUCAGCUCUAUUGACCUGUAG
Bipolaris oryzae ATCC 44560 is the source of this 1056-nucleotide messenger RNA. RefSeq lists its product as uncharacterized. The transcript is spliced from 2 exons. Lineage: Eukaryota; Fungi; Ascomycota; Dothideomycetes; Pleosporales; Pleosporaceae. The coding region runs from base 1 to 1056 and encodes 351 amino acids. The record is from RefSeq and is a predicted model, not a curated record.